This is a messenger RNA of Papaver somniferum (opium poppy), 1192 nucleotides long. RefSeq lists its product as uncharacterized. Gene Ontology annotation, molecular function: protein binding. The record is from RefSeq and is a predicted model, not a curated record. Bases 25 to 972 code for a protein of 315 amino acids. The transcript has 5 exons. NCBI's taxonomy places the organism in Eukaryota, Viridiplantae, Streptophyta, Magnoliopsida, Ranunculales, Papaveraceae.
CUCAGCUCAGGAGAACAAGGAAUCAUGGAAGAACCAGACAGGAUCAGUAAAUUGCCAAACCCCAUACUUCAUCACAUUCUCUCAUUCAUAGAAACCAAAUGUGUUGUCCAAACAAGUAUUUUGUCUAAAAGAUGGAGUCAUAUCAUGGCCAAGAUUAUCAAGUUAAAUGCUCCAAAUCUCACAUCCUUGGUUUGCAAAGACUUAAUGUUGCAAGAGUAUUCAGUAGAGAAUCUUUCUUCUCUAGUCGGUGCUGAUAUUGAAAUGGUAACAGAAGACGAAACAAAUGUUGUAGAAGAAGAGUUAGAAAAAUAUUUGAUUUUCAAAGAAGGGAGAAAAGAACUUUAUCCCAACCGUAUGCUGAAAAUUUUGGAAGGACUUCAUAAUGUGAAAGAGUUAACAUUAUCACAUGGAUGCCUCCAGGUUCUAUCAGCAGCUCCCAACUUACUUGAGCGUCAAUUCCCUGUAUUUUCUAAUCUACGAUGGUUGAAGCUGGAGACGACAUGUAGCUUAAGUACAGUAGGGUACUUACUCAAGAUCUCUCCAAUUCUGGAAUCCCUUGUUCCAACAUCAAUGGAGCGGAGUUUACUUAAUGAGGAAGAUGAUUGGAGAGCAAGCUUACCAUUUCCAAAGAAGUUGUUCUCUGAUAAACUCGAGUUUGAGCCUGUAGCAGUCCGUGAUAACGAAUUCAGCUCAGCUGACGAUGAGGAUGAUUGGGAAGCAAAAUUGCCAUUACCACAUAUGUUGUCUCAGCUCAAGUUCGUUGAGAUUAAAGACGUCCAAGGAUGUGAUAAUGAACUCAAGUUUCUGGAAUUCUUAUUCAGGAAUGCCAUGGUUUUGGAGGAACUGAUUUUGUUUUUGUGUCCCAGCAAUAACUCAUCUCGGAAAUAUGAUCGAAUAGCAAACUUUAGUGAGAAAGUAAAAAGACUUCCCAGAGCUUCUCCAAGUGUGACCAUGAUCUUCAUAUAUUCUUAGUCUACCAGUUAAUGUGAGGAUAUUCUCUUUGUUCUUAAAUACCAGAACUAGUUAUAAGCUAUGUCUUUUGAUAAAAGAAUCGCAGUACCUGCUGAUUAUGCCACAGGACAUGCGACAUGGUGUAGAAUGUUAGUGGGGCUACCUCUUUACAUCGGAUUAAAACAGGUUUACAGUGAACAACUUUUUAAUGUUUCAGAUGAUAACCAAGUACUGGAUGAUU